Molecule: messenger RNA, 378 nt
Organism: Ectocarpus sp. CCAP 1310/34
Lineage: Eukaryota; Phaeophyceae; Ectocarpales; Ectocarpaceae
Source: the annotation of a GenBank genome assembly
GCACCACAAAGCGGCACAGCACAGCACAGCACAGCACAGCACAGCACAGCGCGUGACAGCCUAGCACAGCGCCUCACACGCGCAGACCCGGUGCUUUGUUGUCAGCGCGGUGCGCCCGAUAUGGGGACCGGCGACGAUCUGUUGAAAGCAACAGCAGUGCUGUCAGUAGCGUUGGCGGCUUUGCACCAGAUCCAAGAGGAGGAUGGUCGCCGGCGCACAGCACGCUCGGUAUCCUAUUGGGAUGCUGUGCUGUUCGACGAGGAUUCGGAGGACGAGGAGGAAGUCGUCGGCCCGAAAUUCAAGAGGACACGACGCGUCACGCAGCGGAGGGAUGACGUACAUCUGCCUGGUGGGAGCAGCAGCAGCGCAUCGGAGUAG